CACUGCUGGCUGGCCGUUCUUAUUGGACGAAGGCAUUCGAAAAAAGGACGCGAAUCGCGAAUCCUGGCGAGCAACGGGCCACCAUGCUCAAGUCGCUCAAGCCGGACACGUACGCCGGCAUGGCGAACGCCAAGUGCGGCGAGAUCUACUUCCAGAGCCUGCACAGCUUCCGCAUCGACUGCGUCUUCUGCGAGAUGAAGAGCUUCGUGUUCGGCGACUUCCUGCUCCACGUCCAGAAUGUCCACUUUGAGAACGGGCUGCUCAAGACGGAGGCGGCGGAUCUGAAGCAGGAGCGGGAUAGGGAAAGGGAUAGGGAACCCAAUUCGCCCGUGCCCAUUGUGGCGCAGGUGAAUCCCUUUGCCUGGUACGAGAUUGGCGGCGAAAGCGAGGACGAGGAUGAGCGGGGCUCCCUGGGGCAGCAGCAUGACGAAGACGAGGAGGAGGAGGAGGCGGAGGAGCAGCCGACCAUCAUCAAGUGGCAGGUGGAAACCAGCGAAUCCCUGCGCCAGGUUAGAGCCCUAAAAGUGGACUACAAGGAGGAGGACUCCGAGCAGGAGGAGCCGCACUCCAUGAUCAAACCGGAUCCGGAUAGCGAGAGCCGGAAGACGCCCCACUCCUGUCCGCACUGCACGAAGGUCUACCAGAGCCGCAAGGUCCUCGAGCGGCACAUAAUGCGCCAGCACAAGGAGCUCGCCGCCGCCGCCGCCUCGGACAGCGAGGAUGGCGACUACGAGCUGCCCUCCUCUUCCGCCGCCGCCCAGGAGCACAAGUGCGAGCAUUGCGGCAAGAUCUACCAGGGAAAGAACAGCUUGAGGCAGCAUUUGAAGCGGGAUCACGAGAAUGGCAGCACCACCUUCACCUGCCUGGAGUGCGAGGCCCAGCUGCCGCGUCUGCGCCUGCUGGACGAGCACAUGGUGCAGGCGCACGGAGGAGCAGCCUGCGUGGUCUGCGGACGACGCUACAAGACGCGCCACGAGCUGAAGCGCCACCAGCUGAAGCACACCAGCGAACGGAACGUGCCCUGCCCGCAUCCCGGCUGCGGCAAGCGCUUCUUCACCGUGCGCCACAUGCGCAAUCACGGCAAGGUGCACACGGAGCAGAAGAACUUUGUCUGCGAGAGCUGCGGCUACAGCUGCCGGAACAAGGAGACGCUGCGCGUUCACAUAAGGAGUCACACGGGCGAGCGACCCUUUGGGUGUCAGGUGUGCGACAAGCGGUUCCCAUCGCACUCGGGUUUAAGGGAACACAUGGCCAUGCAUUCCACCGAGCGACCGCAUGUGUGCAGCGUCUGCGGGGCGACCUUCUCGCGGCAGAAGGGCCUCUAUCACCACAAGUUCCUGCACGCGGACACCAAGCAGUUUGUGUGCAAGCUCUGCGGGAAUGCCUACGCCCAGGCGGCGGGACUCGCUGGCCAUAUGCGCAAGCACCGGAACGACGAGCUCAACGGUUAGGAUAGAUAGCGUAGAUAGGUUAGGCUACCUUUUUGUAUCUUCCAAUCCACGCCACGUUUUAGGCUUAGGAACUCAGGCAUAGGCUUUAGGAGACACCAAUGGUUAUCUUUUCUAAGUUUCGGUCUUCAUUCCACGGACUUUCAUCGAAUUUAGUUGACUAUGUAAAUAUUAGAUAAACUGAAAGUUGUAAAACCCAGGCAUUCACUUUGUAAAUAUUUUUAGAAACUAAAAAAUUAUUUCCUGUAGACUAAACUAAACUUUGUUAAAGUUACAAAAUAUAUAUGUAUAUUUUAAGCCCAUA
Messenger RNA from Drosophila takahashii, 1752 nucleotides. Its product is annotated as zinc finger protein 771. The record is from RefSeq and is a predicted model, not a curated record. Gene Ontology annotation, molecular function: RNA polymerase II cis-regulatory region sequence-specific DNA binding; DNA-binding transcription factor activity. NCBI's taxonomy places the organism in Eukaryota, Metazoa, Arthropoda, Insecta, Diptera, Drosophilidae. Gene Ontology annotation, biological process: regulation of transcription by RNA polymerase II.